Cheilinus undulatus (humphead wrasse) is the source of this 5292-nucleotide messenger RNA. RefSeq names its product ATP-binding cassette, sub-family G (WHITE), member 8 (gene abcg8). The record is from RefSeq and is a predicted model, not a curated record. The transcript has 13 exons. Gene Ontology annotation, molecular function: ABC-type transporter activity; ATP hydrolysis activity; ATP binding. Gene Ontology annotation, cellular component: plasma membrane. The coding region runs from base 285 to 2294 and encodes 669 amino acids. Gene Ontology annotation, biological process: cholesterol homeostasis. Lineage: Eukaryota; Metazoa; Chordata; Actinopteri; Labriformes; Labridae.
AUCAAACACUAUGACCAGAAAAGCAAUGACUGACAGGACAAAGCAGAGGAAGAACUGACAUGACAUAAACCUGGAUGCUUUGAGAAGGAAGGCUUGUAAGAUAAAACAUCAGGAGAUCUUCAGCUGGACUGAAGUGAGACUAUCAGAGAGAAGGGAGAGAAGACGAGAGCAGAUCUAAAAGGACAUAGACCCUUACAGGAUAAAGAGAGGAACCAAACAGAAGAAGAAAAACGGGGUUGUUGACCUCUUGACCCAACAAGUGUCCAUCAGCAACUUGAAUCAUCAUGGACAAAGAUACAGGAUUAAAUCUUACAAACGGCUCCUCACAGCAUCAAGACACACAGCUGUUCUCAUCUGAAGAAGACAGCAGCCUCUACUUCACCUACAGUGGAGGGUGCAAUGAGCUUGAGGUCAGCAACCUGCACUAUGAGGUGGACACAGCAGCUCAGAUCCCCUGGUAUGAGAGGUUGUCAGAGUUCAAGUUACCAUGGGAGAUAAAAGGAAACAAGCAGACAGCCAUCAACAAGCUCAGCCUCCGGGUUCGCAGUGGACAGAUGCUGGCUGUAAUUGGCAGCUCAGGCUGUGGCAAAACAUCUUUGCUGGACAUAAUAACAUGCCGUGAUGAAGGUGGUACAAUGAGGUCUGGUCAGGUUUUGAUUAAUGGAAAACCCAACACGCCUCAGCUGGUGAAGAAGAGCAUCGCUCACGUCCGCCAAGACGACCGCCUUCUACCUCAUCUCACUGUCCGGGAAACUCUUGCCUUUGUUGCCAAACUAAGGCUCCCGACCCACUUCACACAGGCUCAGAGGGACCAGAGGGUGGAUGAUGUCAUUGCAGAGCUGCGUCUUCGACAGUGCGCUCACACCAGAGUGGGAAACGACUAUGUGAGAGGAGUUUCUGGUGGAGAGAGGAGGAGAGUUAGUAUAGCUGUCCAGCUUCUCUGGAACCCAGGAAUUUUAAUCCUGGACGAGCCGACGUCAGGUCUGGACAGCUUCACAGCCCACAACCUGGUGAUCACACUGUCCCGUCUUGCAAGAGGAAACCGUCUGGUCCUGCUGUCAGUCCAUCAGCCUCGAUCAGAUAUCUUUCAGCUCUUUGACCUCGUUGUUCUGCUUUCAUCUGGUUCAGCUGUUUAUUGUGGUCCUGCUCGUGACAUGGUGCCUUACUUCACUGCAUUGGGAUACCCCUGCCCUAGAUACUGCAACCCCUCUGACUUCUAUGUUGACCUGAUCAGUAUAGACCGGCGUUGUCCGGAGAGAGAGGCCGAGUGUUUGGAGAGGGCCAUGGUUCUGUCUGAGCGGUUCAUGGAAAAGGUUAGAGACACAGAUGAUCACAUGUGGAAACCAACUGGGACCACCACAGCACAGGCACUAACUGAAAGCCCUCAGGAGCUGAGCAAAAUGAACAAAGAAGAAGUAAUCACUAUUUCAGAGAGAGAAAACAAACUGCCUGGCCGUCUUCACCAAUUCAUGAUCCUCAUCAGGCGUCACAUGUAUAAUGACUACAGAGAUCUGGUCACUUUAUUGGUUCACGGCUUAGAGGCGCUCCUCAUGUCACUGCUGGUCGGUUGUCUGUACUACGGAGCUGGAGAAAAUCGCCUGUCCAUUCAGGACACCGUGGCUCUCCUCUACAUGAUCGGAGCUCUCACCCCAUUCGCUGUGGUGCUGGACGUCAUAGCUAAAUGUCACUCAGAGAGAGCGAUGCUGUACCAUGAGCUGGAGGAUGGCAUGUACUCAAUCACCUCUUACUUCUUUGCCAAAAUCUUGGGGGAGUUACCGGAGCACUGUGUGUUCACCUUGGUGUAUGGCCUGCCCAUCUAUUGGCUGGCUGGACUGAACGAGGCUCCAGAGCGUUUCCUGCUUAACUUCUUGCUGGUGUGGCUGAUGGUUUACUGCAGCCGUAACAUGGCUCUGUUUGUAGCUGCAUCUCUGCCCACCCUGCAGACCUCGGCCUUCAUGGGAAACGCCCUGUUCACUGUCUUCUAUUUGACCGGAGGGUUUGUAAUCAGCCUGGAGAAUAUGUGGCUCGUGGCCUCAUGGCUCUCUCACAUCUCCUUCAUGCGGUGGGGUUUUGAGGGCAUGUUGCAGGUGCAGUUCAGAGGCAACGAUUACAUUUUCACCAUUGGAAACAUCACCCUCAAUGUGGAUGGCAUACACGUGGUGGAGGCCAUGGACAUGAACCAGUACCCUCUGUACUCCUGCUAUCUGGUCCUGGUGGCCGUCUGUCUAUGCUUCAUGGGGCUAUAUUACUUGUCACUCAGAUUUAUCAAACAGAAGUCCAGUCAGGACUGGUGAACAAAUCUGGAACAUGUUCCACCAAUCGGAGCACUGCUCAUUUUUAAAAGGUGUUUUAUUUUGUAGCAGUGAAGAAUUAAUUAAGGUCCCAGUUCGACUGGUUCGACUGUGAGCCAUGUUUUUUGUUGUGAUUUUACCAUUCUUGUAAGUAUGCUUUGAUUUGGAAUAUAUGAAUAUAUGUUUUUAAAUUCACAUUUGUAUAAUAACUUUAUCAUCAGAUACUCCUUAUUCUAAUGUUAGAAAGAAUCACCCUUGUACCACAGCAGGGUGUUAAAAAUUCUUAAUAUGUGAAGUAAUUUUACCAUAUGCUCUUGUACACACUUUAAGGUAGAAUUUAAGCAGCACUUGUUGCAGUACCUCUGUCUGCUGCUGGGUGGCAGCAGAGUACUGCAGUAUUCUUAAUGUUAAAAAACAAUUGUAUUUCUUCCUCUCUGCUCCUUCUUGGCAAAUGAUUAGAGCACCACUUUGGCAGAUAUCCAUCUGCAGCUUUUGCUUGUUCCCCUUUUCAAUCUUUUUCUACAGCUUUAUCUUUUGUAUAUGUAAGGUUAUUAAGCUUAACAAUGUGUGUGCCUGUAUAGGAAGCAGUGGAAAAAAGAGCCGAGUAGAGAUUUAGUAAGUCACACUCAGGAAAAAAAAGAGCUUGUACUUGUGUCCUCAUAGAUUGAAGAUUAUGUAGGCUGUGUUUUUGCUCUGGUGCAAAAGCCUGAUAAAUGUUUUACUGACAUGGUUUAAGUCCAAAUUAGUAAAGCAUUAAAUCAAAUUGCUCCUCUUGAGCAUGUUUAUUUCUGUCAUCAUUCUGUCCGCUAUCUCUGUUGCCUCAGCUGCAUGCUGGAGUCACUCACAGAUGUGCAGUUUUAUAACUCUGAAUGUUUUUGGUAAAGUGAACAUCUCCAAUAUUUAUUCUUCAGUCUGGCUAGUUUUAGAGCCACAAAGCCCCUGAAAGUUUUUCUUUCAAUGUGCAGUCAUGUAGGAAUUACCAAGUGCAUCUAACACCAUAACUAUAAGUAGAAAAGUUUGUUUUAAUAGAUCUUCUGUUUAUAUCAAUGUUAUCAAACAAAAAAUGUCUCAGUUUGCUUUAGAUAAUUGCACUUACCUUUAUUGACAGUCAGUUGUAAAAUGCACUAAAAAUAAGUCCUGAUUUACAACAGUAUAAGCCAUGACCAUGUUAAUUCUUCCGUUGUCUAAAUUUGUAUCCAAAUUAAGCUCUGCUGCUCAGUCUGACCCUCUGACGUCAAUCAGAGCACGACCAGUGUGCGUUAUCUAAGAUUGACCUCAGUCAGGACCAAGAACAGUUUGGGUUAUGUGAGGGAGGAAAAUAUGAGGCUGAUAUUGGAGAGCAGAAAGAGUUUUGAGCCAAAAAGUUGAAGACUGCAGAUUCAGGUCAGGAGACAGAGCAAACAAGAGGUUGUGUCAGGGUAACACUUUUUCAGUUAAAUGGUGUGCAGAUGCUUUCAAGGGCUUUAGUUAGAUCUAAAUAUCUUUGUUGUUUUAUUUUUAAUUACAUGGUCAGGCAUGUUUUAACCAUUCUCCAUUCAUCCAGAGAAGUUAAGACAUUUUCACCUGACAUGGGCCUAAUCACAGUGAUCAUAUAUCCCAAAUGUAUAUCUCAAUUAAAGCAUGUUAGUGAAAAUGCAAACACUGGAAAUAUGACUUUGGAGAAAACAGAAAUCUCUGGCAACAGUUAUUAUUAUGAGCUGGGUUUCUCAAACUCUUCAGCCCGUGACCCCCAAAAUAAACAGGCCAGAGACUGGGGACCCCAACUGGACCUGAGGGUGGUCAAGCAUAGUUAACCACAACUGUGCACAUUUAAGAAUAAUAAUCCUGUGCAGGCUUACAUUUUAAGAUUUUGAUUCCAGCACAAAUCUCACCAAGUGACCAUGUUUUAGUUAAAAUUUUUUACUAAAUUUAUGCAUGUAUAUUUUUUUAUAAAAAUGGGUAAAAUGUGCAAUUCAAGAUCAUUUAAAGAUAUUUUUCAUUUUUUGGAAGGCAUCUGGUGACCCCUCAGUGGGUCCUGACUCUAAAACUGAGAACCACUGGAAUAAAGAACAGUUUUAUAAGACUAGAUUGGUCUAAUAAAGUUGUUCUUCAAACAAUACGUAUUGCUGGUAGGGCUGUCAACAUUUGAUUGAUUAACACACAACAUUGAUUAUUUUCAAUAAUUUCAUCAAAGGGGGCAAAAAAUGUGAUUAAUAAAUAUACGGUGAUCAAUCCCACUCUGAUGCCACCACACAACUAUCCAAGGUAUCUCUGUAAACUUGAUUGAAACUUGAUGCUUUAAAUUCUCUGUGCUCUUAAUUCUUAUAAUUUUAUGGAUAACAUCCAUAUUUACAGAUCAUCACCAACCUAGACUGACUAGUAAGUAGACGAUCUGUGCUGGUCUCCACUUGUCCUGUUUCAAAAGCUAGUAGAGAAUUUAGAUGCCUUUCAGAAGCAUGUCCUUUCUAAUUGUUUUGUUACUAUUAACUUUAAAUCUACCAGUAAUUCAAUCUUUCUUAAAAAAUGGACUUAUACUUAAUAAUGGAAUUAAUAGGAUUAAUAGAUUACAAAGCCUAUAAUUAAUUAGAUUUUUUUUUUUUUUUUGCUGUAAAUAUUUGUUUCUUUCAAGAUUUUAUUCAUCCUCAGUGCACCAUGGAAGUUGGUGAAUUUGUGCCAGAAAUACCUAGCCUAUGUCAGGUCUUAAGAAUACAUUAGAAAACCCUUUAUAUAAACUGUUUUUUAAUGUACUUAGGGAGAGUAUGUAGUUGUAUGCCAUAACACAGAAACCAAAAGGAGAACAGAACAAAAAUUAAUUAAAUAAAUAUUGCUGUGAACCUUUCCUGGAAGUCUUUUAAAUCUUAAUUAAUUUAAAGCACUGCUCUGUCAACAAAACAAACUUAAUGUAUCAAAAUUCGGAAAUUGCAGAAUUUCUGCAGGGCCUGACUUUUUAAAUGUUGACUGCUGUUGAUGUUUUAACAUGCACACAUUCUUUUAAUAUGUCGACUAAUAAAGAACAGCUACU